CAUCAAAAGCAGUGUGAACAGCAGAGUGAGGGAGGGGAUUAUGCCCCUCUACUCUGCUCUGCUUUCGUGAAACCCCACCUGGAGUCCUGCGCCCAGUUCUGGAAUCCUCAAUGUAAGAAGGAUAUGGAGCUGUUGGAAUGGGUCCAGAGGAGGCUACAAAAUGAUCAGAGGGCUGAAGCACCUUCGCUAUGAGGACAGGCUGAGAGAGUUGGGGUUGUUCAGCCUGGAGAAGAGAAGGCUCCAGGGAGAUCUUAUAGCGACCUUCCAGUGCCUGAAGGAGGCAUAAAAAAAAGCUGUUGAGGAACUUUUUACAAAGGCAUGUAAUUACAGGACUAGGGGCAAUGAGUAUAAACUGGAGAGGGAAAGAUUAGACAUAAGGAGAAAAUUCUUCACCCUGAGGAUGGUGAGGCACUGGUCCAGGUUGCCCAGGGAAGCUGAGGCUGCCCCAUCCCUGGAGGUGUUCAGGGCCAGGUUGGAUGGGGCUUUGAGCAGCCUGGUGUGUGAGAGGUGUCCCUGGACAUGGCAGGGGGUUGGAAUUAGGUCAUCUUUUAGGUCUCUUCCAAUCAUUCUAUGAUUCUGAGACAGGGGAAACGCUGUUCCUCUUCAAAAAAUCUGUUUAACACAACUGAUUUGCAAGAUUAUUUUUAAGGUGAGAACAAUUAAGAACUCUAACAGCUUGCCUGGCUGUGACAAUUAGCACUCACUAAGCCUAUCUUUGACAAAAUGUUGCACCCUGUUCUAUUUCAGUCCUACCAUAGGAAGAACUGAGAAAAUAAUGUAAAUACCCAUUGCUCUCCUGAGCAGGUCCCUGGGAUGGAGAGCCAGGGCAGAGCCAGGGGUGGGCAUGAACUGCCGUAGUAGUGAUCUCUGCCUGCCUCGCUUGGAAGGUGUGUCAUUUUGGUAAACACAGGCGAUAAGUUUAACUCGUCAUCGUGAUGUAAGCAAAAACUGUUGGCAGCCAGGGUGGAAAUGCAUGUUACUCCCUUCUUACAGGAAGAGGUAGUUUUAUGUUAGUUAAUAACACCAAGAAGCAGCCUUCUGGGCUCCUGCCCGUCCCCCUGUGUGCUCCCAGGGCAGCGGAGAGGCAAGUGGCAGCUGGGGUGGGAUGCUGGGGAGGCUGCUGGGGUGCAGCCCCAGGCUGUGGCGGCCAAUGGCUCGGCCAGUCCUGCGCCCCACCAGAGCCGUCGGUGACAAAGCGAAGGGCGCUCAAGACACGGCUUUGCAGAUGGCUAAUCCAGAUUACAAAGCAUUAAAAAAUGACAGAAGCCCUACGAAUUUUGAUAAAAAGGUAUUAGUGUGGGCAGGACGCUUUAAAAGGGAAGAGGACAUUCCCAAGUACAUAUCGUCUGAAGUCCUCGAUGCCGCAAGGAACAGCGUCAGGAUAAAGGUUUGCUACAUCAUGAUUGCACUGACCUUGCUGGGCUGUUUGGCCAUGGUAAUCACAGGCAAAGAAGCUGCUAAAAGGGAUCACACGCUGCUGAUGAAGAACGUAGAAAAGAAGGCCAAAUGGAGGGCUGAAGUAGAGAAAGAUCAGGAGGCAGCUGUUGUGAAGCCACAAUGAUUGUGAACAGAUUUCUUUUAACAGGAGGAGAUAAAUGAUUUGCACACGUGGCAUGUGUAGCGGUCUUCAUUUAACCCUUUGUAUCUUUUUCACCAAAACUUUCAGGGCAAAGGUUUCACUGCUUAAAAAGUGCUCCAUACAAAUUGGGAAACUCCCAUUGAAACUCCAGCAGCUCCUUUCUGUGCCCUCUGGUCUUUGACACUGGUUUCUACUGAAAUACAGAAAUCUCUUCUAAACUGGGAUGUGUGGGAAGGAUGGAUAUGGACUCCCAAGAUCAGGAUGAGAUUUUUUGCGCUGAUGCUGAUGCUCAUUAUGGCCAUGGGGCUGACUCUUUGCAGGCAAGAAGGAUGCACCUCUCUAUUAGAGAGCGUCUCAUUCUGUGCAGUGCCUCUGGGGCAAACAGCCUUGGCCAAAGUGACCCAGGGCAGGGGAAAAGGAAGUCUGAAAUAUGUUUUGCUAGCACAAAGAAGUCAAUUAUCUCUAACUCUGAGCCUGCUGCUGUAGUUGUCUCCACUCCUUCUCCAGCCACUCAUGAGGUCCCAUGGGUAGGGGAGAGGAGGGACAUGAGUAUGAAGAGGGAUUGGAAAGAUGAAGGGGUGUGAGCAGACCCUGAUGAAUGAUUUGGGCCAAAAAGGGCUUUGAGCCAGAGGAGAUCUCAGUGAUGUAGAGUGGUAGCUUGGGCGUGUGUAGUGGUUUUGCUGCUGCAGGGC
Cuculus canorus (common cuckoo) is the source of this 2271-nucleotide messenger RNA. RefSeq names its product protein FAM162B. The transcript has 4 exons. Gene Ontology annotation, cellular component: mitochondrion. Bases 1106 to 1561 code for a protein of 151 amino acids. Gene Ontology annotation, biological process: cellular response to hypoxia; positive regulation of release of cytochrome c from mitochondria; neuron apoptotic process. NCBI's taxonomy places the organism in Eukaryota, Metazoa, Chordata, Aves, Cuculiformes, Cuculidae. The record is from RefSeq and is a predicted model, not a curated record.